Molecule: messenger RNA, 2821 nt
Organism: Onychostruthus taczanowskii (white-rumped snowfinch)
Lineage: Eukaryota; Metazoa; Chordata; Aves; Passeriformes; Passeridae
Gene: CENPT
Product: centromere protein T
Exons: 14
Coding region: 59-2116 (685 amino acids)
Biological process (GO): kinetochore assembly; mitotic cell cycle; chromosome segregation
Cellular component (GO): kinetochore
Molecular function (GO): DNA binding; protein heterodimerization activity
Source: RefSeq, a predicted model, not a curated record
CGCGUCUCGCGAGAGGCGGCGGGACGCGGGAGGCGCAGCGGCCGUUAACGGGUCCGUCAUGGCUGACGGGCGGUCCCGGGCUCGGCCCGGCCUCAGGCGCAGCGGCCGCCACAGCGCGAGGGCGGCGGCCCAGACUGGAUUGAGUGUACAAAAUAAGAGUAAAUCUGUCAGCAGCACCUUGGCAAAGCAGAGACUGGCAGUGUUCCCUGACCUCAGAAAUGGCACGCCACGGCUCAUGCUCAAGAGAGUCAUGCAGAACCAGCCCCAGGUUUCACCACUGGCACCUCAGAUAUCUAACCAUGAAGACACACAAGAAGCUCAUGCAGAAGUCCCAUCUAAGAGGGCUUCCAGCACGGGGGAAUUGCAGCUGCCAGAUGUUGCUCCUGAGGACACAUCUGUCACCGUGUUCCACAUGAAAAAGAAGAGAAAAAAACUCAGCAUUUCUGAGUUUGAGAGGGCAGCAGAGAGACGCCUUCCCCAGUACCAAGCUCAGUCAACGUUGGACAGCACAACUAUGGCUCGAUCCCUUUGCAUGUCUGUGGGUUCCUUGCUGGCCCCAGACACCGUUGAGAAGAGGGGUUUGCACCGGAGGCCCAAAAUCCGCAGGGCUGUGGACAUGCAAGCGUUUGAAGGCAGAGUGGAGCAGAACAUGCUGAAGAGCACAGGACAGGACGAUCUUGUGGACUCACAAUCUGCAUCUGGGAUUCGAACAAGCAUCCUGACAAGUGAUGCAGAAAUGAUGAUGAAUAGCACAGAGCUCUUUGUUCAGCCCCAGCUGGAUGAAGAGAGCCAAAAUAAAUUAUCUGCUCUUGAAUCCCAGCUGUCAGAUUCAAAAGCUUCAGCACAGAGGAGCCCGAUUUCUGAUGCAGAUCAAGAGGAAGCAAGGCUGGAGGGCCUAGUACCCAGUGUGAGCACAAACCAGGGGAAGACCCAAAGAUACUCCAAGAGCUCAAGCCUUGAUGAUGAGCAUGUUGGCAGAAUGACCCAUGUAUCUCCAGAAAGCCCUGCAAAACAGGAAGAAGAAAAGCAAGACCAUUCCCAGCAGAGUAACCCAGCGGCACAGAUUUCUUGUACUGAAGAAGAGGUGGUUUGCAGUGUUUAUAGAUGGAGCUCCUCUCUGCCCUCCAAAAGUUCAAGUACAUAUUUGGGAUCCCCAGUCACUCUAAAUGUUUCCAGAAUGUAUUUGAGACAAGUUGUGUCCCAUAUAAUUGAAGACCUAGAAGUAAGUGAUACAGAAGAAGAGAUGAUUAAUACAGAGAAUGGAGUGGAACAGGAAAAGAUUUUCCCUGAGGCUGCAGAACGUGGUGCAAGUGCUCGAUAUUCUGAACAUUUGGAGAAGAAACUGGCUGAAAAAGCAGAAUUGCAGAUAACUGCAGCACAGGACAGCAGAGGUGAAGCAGAAAGGGCUCCUUCAGCAGGGGAGGAACUGGAAGAAGGCAGCACUGGAGCCCAGGGCUCUCCCAGAGCUGAACGUGAGAUUACCAGAGGCAUUGGAGCUGGAAGUCUGGGCAGGCACUCUCGUGCCUCUUCCUCAUUUGAAAAACCUGAAAUGACUCAAUUAAAUGAAACUGAGGAACAAGGAGAUGAACUACAGGACGAGGCUAUGAUGCUAAAUUUCGAUAAUUCAGUGGAAGAGGAUGCUGCUGAGGAUGAAGCUGAACACCCUCCAAGUGAAGCACUGCCUGCUCCAGGAGUUCUGGAAAGAGACUUCAGCUCCUCCAGUACUUUUUUCCCAGAGGUUUCCAUGAAGACUCCUGCGUUUGUCCAUGCUCCAGCCAAAAACCUGCUGUCAACGCCACGUGUUGCAAAACCUGCUGCUCCCAGGUCUCCCCUGCAGCUGCUGCAGCCUAAGAAAGUUUCUAAGAGAUUGGGAACAUCCAAGAAGAAACCACGUGAUCCUCAAGUACCAAGGAGUUUGAUAAAGAAGAUAUUCAGACAUUUUGCUAAAAUGCCAGUAACCAGAGAUGCAUUCCAAAUUGUUGAAAAAUGCUGUGAGAGAUACUUCAAGCAGCUGAGCAAUGAUCUGGAAGCUUACACCCUCCAUGCAGGGAGGAAGACAGUGGAGGCAGCUGACCUGGAAGUCCUGAUGAGAAGGUGUGUGCUGAGGUUGGUAUGAACAGGCCAGAAGGCAUGAUGGGUUACUUGUCCUGCUUUGGGAGUUCCAUGUACUUGUUGUUUCACCUUGUUCUAGAUGUCUUUAUGCCUUUUUACUGCCUCAUAAAGAGAUCAGGAAUUGUUGCUGGCUCACGCAUAAGAACAGCAUCUCUGUUCCUUCCACAUGGGAAGUGUGAAUAAAUGUUGCACUUUCUUUCUACAAAACUGGGAGAUGAUGAUUUUUUUCAGGCCAGUCAGCUAAAUGGUGUACAGGAAAACUCCAUGGCCUACACACUUAGCAAAUGCCAACCACCUCUGAGUUGUGACUGUAAAAAAAAUCUGGGUACUGAGUUAUUUCCUUCUGUCACAUCAUUCUGUGCACGUCUUCAAAGAGUAGAAUUUAUCCCACGGUAGGUGGAUUGUGAAUUUAAAAAGCAAUGAGCCUCUGCUUUGGUCCUGAUCAAUAUAGAUGAAUAUCCCCAUGGUAAACAGUGGGAAGCUGCUCUGCAGGAACCCUCUGGGUCUCUCUGCUCUGCUGUGUGGGCAGUCCUGGCACUGCAGCAUGCACAGGAGCUCAGAAGCUGCCUGCAAACACGAGUCUGGAGCUGUUUGUCACAAGCAGUCAGAGCAUUUCACCUCCUGAAUGCAAAAACAUCACUGCAAGAAAACUGUACUCUGAAAUUGAGUGGAAGCACAUUUCACUAACAACUUUGUGUGUUCCCUGCUC